CCUUUGUCGUUUUGAAGCUCAUCAACAAUGGAAGCUUCAACUCUCAUUCUUCUUCUAAUCAUUGUGCUGUUGCUUGUCUCUGCGGGAAAACAUGUGAUAUAUCCUUGCCGCAACUCUAUACCGAAAACAUACCCGGUUAUCGGAUGCUUAAUUUCAUUCUAUACCAACCGCAACCGGUUACUGGAUUGGUAUACAGAGCUCCUAAACGAAUCCCCGAGUAGGACGGUAGUCAUUCGCCGCUUAGCUUCCCGGAGAACCGUAGUGACGGCGAACCCCUUGAACGUGGAGUAUAUCCUCAGAACAAACUUCGACAACUAUCCCAAAGGCAAACCCUUUACGGAGAUCCUCGGAGAUUUUCUCGGCAAGGGAAUCUUUAACGUUGACGGAAACCUCUGGUUAAAGCAGAGGAGACUUGCUACUCACGAUUUCACCCCAAAGUCGCUGAGAGAAUACGUCACCGUUUUGAGAAACGAGUUCGAGAAGGAGCUCUUAGCAUUUCUAAACGCAGCUGCGGAAGAUUCACAACCCUUCGAUCUUCAGGAGCUUCUCCGUAGGUUCACUUUCAAUAUUGUAUGCAUUGUUUUCCUCGGGAUCGACCGUUGCUCUUUAAACCCGUCGUCGCCUGUUUCUGAGUUCGACCGAGCGUUCCAGACAGCUUCUGCGGUUAGCGCUGGACGCGGUUCCGCACCGCUGUCUUUUGUGUGGAAGUUUAAGAGACUGGUAGGUUUUGGAUCUGAAAAAGAGCUCAGAAACGCUAUCGGACAAGUUCAUAGCUGCGUCGAUGAGAUCAUUCGGGAGAAGAAGAGGAGGCCUGCCAACCAAGACUUUCUGUCGCGGUUGAUCGUCGCCGGAGAAAGCGACGAGACAGUGAGGGAUAUGGUAAUAAGUAUCAUAAUGGCGGGGAGGGAUACCACAUCGGCGGUAGCCACACGGCUGUUUUGGUUGAUCACCGGUCACGAGGAAACCGAGCACGAUCUGGUUAGUGAAAUCCGAUCGGUUAAGGAGAUAACCGGGGGGUUUGAUUACGAAUCAUUGAAGAAACUGAGUUUGUUGAAAGCGUGUUUGUGUGAAGUGAUGCGAUUGUAUCCUCCGGUGCCGUGGGACUCCAAACACGCCUUAACCGAUGACCGGUUACCAGACGGUACGUUGGUGCGUGCAGGAGACCGGGUAACGUAUUUUCCAUAUGGUAUGGGGAGAAUGGAGGAGCUUUGGGGGGGAGAUUGGGAUGAGUUUAAACCAAACCGGUGGGUUGAUGAGUCGUCCUAUGAUAAAACCUGCAGCAGAGUUUUGAAAAAGGUGAAUCCGUUCAAGUUUCCGGUUUUCCAAGCCGGCCCAAGGGUUUGUCUCGGAGAAGAGAUGGCGUACGUGCAGAUGAAGUACGUUGUGGCUUCCAUACUUGACCGGUUUGAGAUCGAACCGAUCCCUACGGAUAAACCGGGUUUUGUGGCGAUGCUCACGGCUCACAUGGCUGGUGGGAUGCAAGUCCGCGUUCGACGGAGAGAUCCUUCUCUUUCUCCUUGAAUAUACAACAAAGUCAUGGAUCAUGGCUUUCUUUUUUGUGUAAAACGUCUCCAUGAUCAUUAAUCAUACCCAAAUCUGUUUUCUGCUUUGGGUAAACAACCCAACUUUAUUUUUAUUUUUUUAACCUUCAAGUCAUAAAUGUCUCUACUAAAUUUUGAGAUUUGAA
Arabidopsis arenosa is the source of this 1687-nucleotide messenger RNA. The record is from the annotation of a GenBank genome assembly. Lineage: Eukaryota; Viridiplantae; Streptophyta; Magnoliopsida; Brassicales; Brassicaceae.